Molecule: messenger RNA, 5850 nt
Organism: Clarias gariepinus (North African catfish)
Lineage: Eukaryota; Metazoa; Chordata; Actinopteri; Siluriformes; Clariidae
Gene: atp9b
Product: ATPase phospholipid transporting 9B
Exons: 30
Coding region: 6-3416 (1136 amino acids)
Biological process (GO): retrograde vesicle-mediated transport, Golgi to endoplasmic reticulum; phospholipid translocation; endocytosis
Cellular component (GO): endosome; trans-Golgi network; plasma membrane
Molecular function (GO): ATP hydrolysis activity; ATP binding; magnesium ion binding
Source: RefSeq, a predicted model, not a curated record
CCAAGAUGGCUGAUAGCAUCCCACUGAAUCCUAUGAGAAACAAUUCCAAGAAACACCCUUAUUACAAUGCUGGCAGACCUUUCAGGUACCAGAUCGAAGACGAGUCCUUGAAUCUUGACGAGAUGCCUCUGAUGAUGUCUGAGGAGGCUUUUGAGAACGACGAGAGCGAUUACCACACACUUCCCAGGGCUAGAAUCAUACAGCGACGGCGUGGCCUGGGCUGGUUUCUCUGUGGAGGUUGGAUGGUGCUGUGUGGAAACUGCUGCGAGUAUCUGGCUCACGUGUGCAGGAGGAAGAAAGAGUUGAAGGCUCGAACCGUCUGGCUAGGCCACCCUGAAAAAUGUGAGGAGAAGUACCCCAAAAACGCCAUCAAAAACCAGAAAUACAACGUUCUCACCUUUGUGCCAGGGGUUUUAUACCAGCAGUUCAAGUUUUUUCUCAACUUGUAUUUCCUGGUGGUGGCUUGCUCACAGUUUGUGCCAUCACUAAAAAUCGGCUAUCUCUACACUUACUGGGCGCCGCUGGCUUUUGUGCUGUCCGUCACCAUGGUGAGAGAGGCCGUAGACGAGGUCCGCCGCUACAGGAGGGACAAAGAGAUGAAUUCUCAGAUGUACAGCAAACUCACAGUCCGAGGUAAAGUACAAGUGAAGAGCUCUGACAUCCAAGUUGGAGACCUCAUCAUCAUUGAAAAGAAUCAGAGAGUACCAGCUGAUAUGAUCUUUUUAAGAACUUCUGAGAAGUCUGGAUCCUGCUUUAUCCGAACGGACCAGCUUGAUGGAGAAACAGACUGGAAACUCAAGGUCGCUGUUGCCUGCACUCAGAGGCUCCCUGCGCUAGGGGAUUUGUUCUCCAUCAGUGCAUAUGUAUAUGCUCAGAAACCUCAGCUGGACAUACACAGUUUUGAAGGGAAUUUUACUAGGGAGGACUGUGACCCCAUAAUCCAUGAGAGCUUGAGCAUUGAGAACACCCUUUGGGCCAGUACUGUAGUUGCCUCUGGUACUGUUAUAGGCGUUGUGAUUUACACCGGGAAAGAGAUGAGGAGUGUAUUGAACACAUCUCAGUCAAAGAAUAAGGUGGGCCUAUUGGACCUGGAGUUAAAUCGUCUGACUAAGGCCCUGUUCCUGGCCCAGCUAGUGCUAUCUAUCGUGAUGGUGGCUUUGCAGGGUUUCAUCGGACCUUGGUUCCGCAAUCUGUUCCGCUUCGUAGUGCUCUUUUCCUACAUCAUUCCCAUCAGUCUGAGGGUAAAUCUGGACAUGGGAAAGUCAGCAUACGGCUGGAUGAUAAUGAAGGACGAGAAUAUUCCUGGCACCGUUGUGAGAACCAGUACUAUCCCUGAAGAGCUUGGCCGCCUCGUCUACCUGCUCACUGACAAGACAGGGACUCUCACUCAGAAUGAGAUGGUGUUUAAGCGACUCCAUCUUGGCACCGUGUCCUAUGGGAUGGACACCAUGGACGAGAUCCAAAGCCAUAUUAUACAGUCAUAUGCUCAGGUGAGCUCAGCUUUGUCUAACGGCAACAGUGCCAGCUCUACGCCAUCCCGCAAGGCACCGCCGUCAGCGCCCAAGGUGCGGAAAAGCGUGAGCAGUCGCAUCAACGAGGCUGUGAAGGCCAUCGCCCUGUGCCACAAUGUCACACCAGUCUACGAGUCCCGUACCAAUGGCGCCAGCACCGAGCCAGAGGGAACAGAGGCUGAUCAGGACUACAGCGACGCAAACCGAACAUAUCAGGCCUCUAGUCCAGAUGAGGUUGCCCUGGUGCGAUGGACAGAGAGUGUUGGCCUGACCUUGGUGAACCGAGACCUGAACUCACUACAAUUGAAGACACCCGCGGGCCAGAUCCUGACAUUCUGCAUCCUCCAAAUCUUCCCCUUUACCUCGGAGAGCAAGCGCAUGGGCAUCAUCGUCCAGGAAGAGGCCACUGGGGACAUCACCUUUUACAUGAAGGGGGCAGAUGUUGCCAUGGCCAGCAUUGUGCAGUACAACGAUUGGCUCGAGGAAGAAUGUGGAAAUAUGGCCAGAGAGGGACUUCGGACAUUGGUGGUUGCUAAGAAGUCUCUAUCAGAGGAGCAGUACCAAGACUUUGAGAGUCGUUAUAACCAGGCGAAGCUGAGCCUGCAUGACCGUACUUUGAAGGUUGCUGCGGUGGUUGAAAGUUUGGAGAGGGAGAUGGAGCUGCUGUGUGUGACCGGAGUAGAGGAUCAGCUGCAGGCUGACGUCAGGCCCACGCUGGAGCUUCUUCGUAAUGCCGGCAUCAAGAUCUGGAUGUUGACAGGAGACAAGCUAGAGACAGCUACAUGCAUAGCCAAAAGCUCUCACCUGGUGUCCAGAAAUCAGGAUAUACACGUUUUCAGACCGGUGUCUAAUCGUGGUGAAGCCCACCUGGAACUGAAUGCCUUCAGGAGGAAACAUGACUGCGCUCUGGUGAUCUCAGGAGACUCUCUGGAGGUGUGUCUGCGUUACUAUGAGCACGAGUUUGUGGAGCUGGCGUGCCAGUGCCCUGCGGUGGUGUGCUGUCGCUGUUCUCCAACACAGAAAGCCCAGAUUGUCAGACUGCUGCAGCAACACACAGCCAACAGAACCUGUGCUAUUGGUGAUGGUGGAAAUGAUGUAAGUAUGAUCCAGGCUGCGGACUGUGGCAUCGGCAUUGAAGGAAAGGAGGGCAAGCAGGCGUCGCUAGCGGCAGAUUUCUCCAUAACGCAGUUUAAACACAUUGGAAGGCUGCUGGUGGUGCACGGACGCAACAGCUACAAGCGCUCCGCCGCUCUCGGCCAGUUCGUUAUGCACCGCGGCAUGAUCAUAUCAACCAUGCAGGCCGUCUUUUCAUCUAUUUUCUACUUUGCAUCCGUUCCUUUGUACCAAGGCUUCCUCAUGGUUGGGUAUGCUACAAUAUACACCAUGUUCCCAGUAUUCUCUCUGGUGCUAGAUCAGGAUGUAAAGCCAGAUAUGGCAUUGCUUUACCCAGAGCUUUACAAAGACCUUACCAAGGGACGCUCCUUGUCAUUCAAAACCUUUCUCAUUUGGGUCUUGAUAAGUGUGUAUCAAGGGGGCAUCCUGAUGUACGGCGCCCUAGUGCUAUUCGAUCAGGAGUUCGUACAUGUGGUGGCUAUCUCAUUCACAGCCCUGGUUCUUACCGAGCUGCUGAUGGUGGCUCUGACCGUACGAACCUGGCACUGGCUCAUGGUGGUGGCAGAGUUCUUCAGCCUCGGCUGCUACCUCGCCUCGCUCGCAUUUCUCAACGAGUACUUUGGCAUAGGUAGAGUGUCCUUAGGAGCCUUCCUGGAUCUGUUAUUCAUCACGACCAAGACGUUCCUAUGGAAGGUGUGUGUGAUCACACUGGUCAGCUGCCUGCCUCUGUACAUCAUCAAGUACCUGAAGCGCAAGUUUUCUCCACCAAGUUACUCCAAACUUUCCUCCUGAGCUGACUGAACCUCACUCAGGCAGAACGUCAAAACGCACCCACAUGCACACACACAUGCACACACACAUGCACACACACAUGCACACACAGUGUACACAGUAUAUAGCAGGCAUAGUGACUGUAGCUGUCAAGGUUUGGUGGUCUGUUAGGGCUUCAUGAGGCUGGUGUGUCUAGUUUAAGUGUUCAAUUAAUGACAAUGGCUUAUCCUCUGGAAUUUUGGUCUAUCCAGCUCUUCUUUAUUUUCCUUAUUUAUUGUUGGAUAGCAUGUAUGUACUCGGAACAACAGGAGAUGUACUGAGAAUACUUGAAAAAAAAAAAGGUGAAGCACAAAAACGUGACCAAGAAUCAACUCCAGUGAUAGAACUGGUUAGAUUAUUUGUAGAAAAAGAACAUGGAUCUUAAUUAGGCGCUUCCUUUAUUAGAGUGCACUUCAAUCUAAUCUGUUGAUUGUUUACUUUUCUUUUUGUUUUGUUUUUUAAAUAAAUAAAUAAAUAAAUAGUGUUUUAUUGAUCUGUAAUGAUGUGCAUUAGUACAGCAGGAUGAAUCGUUAGAAUGAGCAAAGUGGUUGUUUAUGAAUGGGAAAACCACAGUGCUGUUUACUUUCCUGUGAGGAUUUUCUUCAGCUCUGAUUGUCUUUUUUAAGAUUUUUCUAUGCCUGCAGAAAUUUCUAAACUUGUCCUAUUUAUUAUAGACCGAUGGGCCGUUUUAGGUGUUUUUUGGUUUUUCUAUUCUCCCCACCUGUGUGUUGCACAAAUAACUAUAGGCAUGUUUAAAUUGCUGGAUUUCCACUGAGCAAUGAAAAAAUAUUACAAGAUAUGCUGUUUAUUAAGCUGUUUAGAGCUUUAGUACGAUUUAGGAAGAGACAUGACUAUCAUCACCAUGUGACACUUCAGCACUGCUCACAUUUACUUAGAUAAAUUUGCAAAUAUAGCACACAGCUCGUCCUUUGUGAUAUGUAUUUUAUAUUUGGUCUUGUUUAGGGGUGUACACCUUUUUCACUUCUUCAAUCAUUUUUUUUAUGUAUGUGUGGCAGUCUGGGAAAACCCUUCACAUGCUCAUAUUUUGCAUGUAAUUACCCCAAAAUAUGCAAAGAACAAAAGUUGAAGGCAGAACAUCAGUCAUAACAUUAAAACCACAGAGGUUUUUUGAUUCCCUUUUGCCACCAAAGCAGUUCUGACCCUUCAGGGCUCGACUCUGCAAGAAAUCUAAAGGUGUGCUGUGGUGUCUGGCACCAGGACGUUAAAAUUAGAUCUUUUAAUUGUUGUGGUUUUCAGGUUGGACUUAUUUGUCCAGAACAUCCCAAGGAUGCUUGAUCAGAUUAAAAUCUGGGGAGUUUGAAGGAUUUACCAACAGCCUACUAAUCUCAUUACUUAGCAAGCUGUGAUGCACUGAGUGUUCUGAUACCUUUUUAUUAUAGCCAACAUAAACUUUUUUUUAUAGCAAUUUGUGCUACAUUGCCUUUUCUGUGGAGUCAGACCAGACAGGCUAGCCUUUGCUCCCCACAGGCAUAAAUGAGGCUUAAUUGCUGUGAUCCUGUCAGCAGUUUACUGAUAUACAAUUCUAAUUCUAAUCUAUGUUAUUCAAUUUACCUGAUGGUGUUGUUAGUGUUACAUUAUGGCUGAUUGGUUUAGAUGUUACUGUAUCUACUUCAGACUUCAGAAACAAGAUCAACACUUCCCAAUUUAAAAGAAUUCUACAUUUACAAUGAAAAACCUUUCUUUCUUUUUCUGAGCAAAGAAUCACUCAGGACAUGUAAACACAAGCCUCGUCAUCCUCCUUUCACUCAAUUUACAGUAUCUCUGUUUAUGCGGACAUCAGGGAAGAACUGCUCACUGGUUUGGUCAUGUAGUUGGGCUGAGUGAGUUUCAUGACCAUUUGAUUUGAACAUGUCACAGAUAUCGGUAAUUGUAUACAAAAUAAAUGAGACAGGAUUAGACAGGAUGUGGAUAAUUCCUAUGGCACUAUGGAACUACUUGAUCAAAUCAUGAGAAAAGCACACUAUUUAGAUUUUAGACAUCUCUAAGCAAACUGAUUGUUUUUCCCAGCUGUAUUUGUCAUACAGCCAAGGCAUGGUUAGAACAUAAUCUUUUUAAUAUAUAACUUUUUUUGUUAAAUACUAAAUAUUUAUGUUUCCCUAAAGUAGUGGUUUCGAAGUAUAUAAUUAGUAGAAAUCUUCCAUUUUGGUCAAAACCGAAAUGUUUUCCAGACUUCAGCCACAGGAACAUCUGACUGGUUUUCCCAAACCGUCGCUCAUAUAAUCUUUAUCGAGGUAAAUCUGUGUCUGGUUCAUUGUCAGCACAAUCAGGAUAAACAUGAAGUCUGAGUGUUUGUCUGAUUAACACCAGAUGUAACAUUACUAAAACUAUAUUGACAUGAAAUGAAUAUGUUGCCCGGUUUUCAACCAGUGUGUUUAAGGAAUGAGUUUUAUCAUUC